CACAGGGUGGGAUUGUUGGGGUGUCCUGGGCAGGGCCAGGAGCUGGACUCUGACCCUUGUGGGUCCCUUCCAAUCAGGAUACAUCAUGAUUUUAUACACCACCAGCAGUUACAUCAUUCCAGAAGGAGAACAGGUUUCAGGAACCCACAUAGAUAUUUCCUUGGUGUUAGUGUAACUAAUAAGUAAAAUUAAUUUGUUGAUAUUCAUGUGAUGGAACUACACUGUUGCUGGCAGAGAGGACAUUGUGUGAGAGCAGCAUUCAGGGGCUGGCAGGGACCCCUCCCUCUGCUUCCCUCCAUCCAGCUGAGGCUCUCCUCUCACAAAGGGGUUACUCCAACCAGCUGCUGUGCCUGUGCAGCACCCCAGGGUUAACCCCAGGGUGUUCCUGCCUCAUCUCUCUCUGCCACAGAGAUGUCACAUGCUGACAGUACCCUGACCAGUACCUUUCUCCACAUGCAGUGAAGGUAAAUCCACGCAAGAAACAUGAAAAACACAGGAAAGGAAAUCGGGGCUUUUCUCUCAGGGCUUAAAAUGUGUGUUUUCAAGUCUACCCCAGUCAGAGCCUCACUGAGGUGCAGUGUGGGGUGAAGGGUGGCAGGGUGGGGGAGAACAGCCUCCAAAAAAUCCCUGCACUGGAACCACAGCUUCUCAUACCUGUCACAAUGUGGAUUUUCAGCUUGAACACACAAGGCUGAGCUCAGGGGACACUGUCAUGUAGAUUUAGGGGUUUAUCUCCUUUCCUGUCCAUUAGCUGUGAUACCUUCUUAUUAUGCUGAAACCCAAAACUUUUCUUUCCUCCAGUGGUUGUUCCCUUCCCCAUUUGGAAAAUAUUGAUCUCUCAGUGUCCUCAGCACAGGUUCAAAUCCACCCCCCUCGUCCUCAGCCUGCUCCUGGGGUCGAUUGUGUGGCAGUGCCACCUCUCAUGACAUCAGGGACCAGAGUGAAGGACAAGGAGAGGGAUGUUCAUCCAUUACACGUGUUUUUCUCUCCCCAUCCUCUCCCUCUGUGCACUGAAAGUGACAGGGAACUGAAGAGGAUGGGGCUGAUUGUGCUUGGCAGGUGGAGAGGGAAUGGAAGGAGCAGGGAGAAAAAGAGCAGCCUGGGACAACCACAAACUUCUCCCAGCCUUGUUUCACAUUCACAUCCUGCAGCACCUUGGGCAAGAGCUCUCCAGGCAGGGGACCAAAAGCUGGGGGCUGGCCUGUGCAGGAGGCUGCCCCCACUUACCUUGGGGUGUGAUUUUCAGCCAAUUUAAUUAAAUUGCUUGGCAAGGUUGCGAGGACUCAUCUAUUUCAGCUUGAGCCAGGCCUGUUUUGAUUUAGUGUUGGCUGAUUAGGAAUUAGUGGAAACAAACCGCUCAGAAAACAGAAUUAGAGGGUGCAUGCUAACUUUUGCACCAGAUUAAGUUGAAUUAAAAAGCAAUUGAAAUGUAAUUUUCCUGUCUCAAGCAGCCAAGAAACAAGAUAAUGCAACCAGUGGCACUUGAAGCUUAAAAUCACAGCAGCCAGGAUUAGCACAACUGGCUUUUUAAUGCCUACAAACAACAGAUUUAUCUGAAGGUCUUUCCUCAAACCUUUCCUAUCACCUUCCACAUAAGGCUGUGUACAACUCAUUUUAUUUGCUUUGAAAUGCAGAAUUGGUGUGGCACCAGGACUUGAAUCCAGACUUUGAGCAGCCAGGGUACUGCACAGUGUGUCUCCAUAGAUAUUUCUGUGCUGGGCAAUACUAGUUGUUCCCUGAAUUCCUAUAAUUUGGAUUGGAAUGGUUCUGUGUGCACAGCUGGAAAGUGCACACCCCCUCCAGGGGUGUGGAGGGUGCAGUUCCCAUCUGCAUCUCAGCAUCACCUUCCUGCAGCUCUGACUGUCUUUGUUCCCCAUCUCCCUCGUAGAAAAAGAUGUCAAGUGGUUUAAAGUCAGGUUUUAACUAAAUAUUUUAAUGGCUGUUUUCCCUACCCAUUUGGGAAACACUUGCUCCUCCCUUCCCCAUCAGCUGGAGCAGGCUGGCACCCCUGCACACACCAAGAGGCUUUAUGAGGCUUUGCUAAAGAGGGUGGUGGUGUGGAGGGGGUGCCAAGCCAGGAAAUCUUCAGCACCUCAGAGUCCCCAGAAGUGGCCACAGUGCUGCAGCCAAGCCCUGCUGCUGUGGUUAUCUGGGGGUCAGGGAGCUGCUGUCCCUGUUGGCCAGAGCAGCAAGAGCAGGACUGGGGCAAGGGCUCCAUAAAUGGAAAUAUCUCCUGACUGAUGGAGACUGUCAUGGGCACAGAACGCAGCACUUUGUGAGCUGCCCAGCAGCUCCUGGCCAAAAGGACCCAUGGAGAUAAUGGGUUCCUGCUGGGUUUCUCUCCUUGCCACCUCCCUUCUGUGCCAGCCAGCAGCUCAGGGCCUGAUGAUGCUCCAAAUUGCUUAAUCCUGUCUUGGCUCACUUGGAACCUCUGUGCUGCUGAUUCUGCCUGGCUCCCUGGUCCUGGGCCCCUGUGACUGGAGGAGGUGCUCUCCUGGCCUGCAGCACCACCCACAAGCUACCCAGACAAAACAAGGGGGCACCCCAGACUGCCAGGCAAUGGGGUGGCAGAGCCCAGACUGUCCCCCACAGCCCAGGACACUGUACAGGCACAGGCUGGCAUCACACAAAGUGUGUUGGCCAAAAACAAGGCCAAAGCUGGCAAAGCAUCAAUGUAGGGAGGAGAUCUGGGGGUUGAGUGGUGGCCAGACAAUAAAACAGGCACCACCAUUCAUCCACCUCCAGGUGCAUCCAGGUGAGGCAGCAGGUGUAGAUAAUGGGGGGGCUGUCCUGGGAAGAGCCAAUUGUGGAGGGGAACUGGGGGUGUGUGGUCCCAUGGUGGGGAUAAAAGAGGCAGUUGAGGGUAGUGGGGUAUGAGGCAGAGUUGCAGUAAGUGUUUUUUUCUCCUUUGGGGGUGCUGGGUGGUUGUUUAGUCUCUUCUACCCCAUUGUGAGGUUCCUGGCCUGUUUGGGGCUUGGCUGGGAUCAGUGGGUGGGCUGUGGUGCCCUUCUGCUGGGAUGGGGUGGAGAAAGCUUCCCCAAAAGAAGAGGCUUUCUGGGGUGUUUGGCUCUGUUGGGGGAACAGAGGUGGGGAGGUUGGAGCAGAUCUUGAUGUUUGGGUGUUGGGAUUAAGGCCAUGGGGGUGGUGUUGAGCCAAAGGGUGCCUCAGCCUGGCCCUUUCUGGAAGCUGGAGGAGGUUUGUGGCUGGAUGCACGGGAUAAGAGCUGAUGCUGCUGGUGCCUGGCCUUGGUUACUGGGACAGGAAACAGGGAGAGAGGAUGAGAAAAACACCAAAACCUUGAACUUAACAAGGUGGUGUGAGGGAGUCCUUGGAAGCUGCUCUGAGCUGCAGGUGUUGGCUGUAAGCCUGCAGGGGAGGAGAGGAGGCACCAUCUGUGUGGGAUCAGCCCCCAUGUGUGUUGAUGCACAGCCUGGGUUUAGGGGUCCCAUGAUGGUGUCUGCUCUGAAAACAUCUCCCUUAAUGCUGGCUGGAAGCCUUGUUUUUCUGACAAAAGCUGUCUGAAAGCCAGAUCUUGGUUUAUAUGUGUGUAUAUCUCUGGCUUUUGCUAGGAGGUGCUUAGAAAUUAUUUUGACCUGUCUCUAUUUCAUGAUGUUCUCCUGGCAGCCUGUACUAGUUGCUGGAUUUCCAGAACUCUUUUUAUCAGCUGAACUUGGUCAUUUUGUGACCCUGCAUGUGACCGUGGGCCUUUCCUAGUUGAGGUGCAGUGGAGGAAGCCAGGUUGGGCUCUGUGGUUGAGUGAGAGGCUUAGAUGUGGCUGUGUGUCCUUAAAUCAGACCUUGAGCUGCUCCUUUUGGAGGCAAGAGGCUUUGCCAGGUUUGGGUUGUGUGUCAAAGUGAAUGUAAAUCCUCAGGAUCAGGGCUGGAGGAAGGGGGUGUUCCUGUCACCGUGGGGUGGCUGUGUCUGGCUUCCUCCUGGGACUGCAGCAGCUGUAAUUUUUGUAGCCUGAUAUUAAGUGGCAGUUUGUGCUUGUAUUUAGUUCAGUGGCUCAGCUGCAGUGUGUGAGGAUCCUACCAAGCCCUGCUUGGGGCAGGGGAUCUCCGGUGCGAGAUCUCCCUUGCUCAGAGUGUGAGGUGGAAAUGUGUGGCCCAGGCUGCUGGUGGGAGUGGAGGGUCCCAGCCCCUUCAGUGGCUGGCAGGGGAUGGUUCUGGGCACCUGUGACCUGACCCUGCUGUGUGCUGACCCCCAAGAGCACGUGAGGGUUCCUGCACCUCUCUCAACUCUGCCAAGAUGCCGGUCAGGAAGCACGAUGGGCACAUGAAGUUGUUCAAGAACAAGGGCAAGGAUCAAACUACCCUGCGGAGGCAGCGGGUGGAGGUGAGUGUUGAGCUGAGAAAGGCCAAGAAGGAUGAGCAGAUCCUGAAGCGCAGAAACAUUUCCAUUAAUUUGGAGAAGGAGACUCCCUCUCUAGAACAAGACAGAGCAGCUGAGGUGAUUAUUCAGCCAUCCUUGGAGGAGAUCGUGGAAGCUGUGAAUGGGGAAGACAUCCAGCUGCAGCUGCUUGCCACCCAGGCCACCAGGAGACUUCUGUCCAGGCACAAGGACCCCCCCAUCAAUCAGAUCAUCGAGCUGGGGAUCAUCCCCAGGAUGGUGGAAUUCCUGGGCCAUGCUGACAAUGCUGCCCUACAGUUUGAGGCAGCCUGGGCACUGACCAACAUUGCCUCUGGCACCUCGGAGCACACCAGGGCUGUGGUGGAGGGAGGGGCCAUCCCAGCCUUCAUCUCCCUGCUGUCCUCCCCACACAUGCACAUCAGCGAGCAGUCAGUGUGGGCCCUGGGCAACAUCGCAGGGGAUGGCCCUAUCUACAGGGAUGCUCUUAUUGCUCAUGAUGUGAUUCCUCCCUUGUUGGCUCUGGUGUCACCUGCAACUCCAGUUGGGUUCCUGAGGAACAUCACCUGGACACUGUCAAACCUGUGCAGGAACAAGAACCCCUGCCCUCCCUUGGAUGCUGUGCAGAAGAUUCUGCCAGUCCUUGUCAUCCUCCUGCAGCAUGAGGACAAGGAUGUCAUCUCUGACUCCUGCUGGGCUGUCUCCUACCUGACUGAUGGCUGCAAUGAUCGCAUCCAAAUUGUGGUGGAGACAGGGAUUCUCCCAAGGCUCGUGGAACUCAUGGACAGCCCAUAUUUGACUGUUAUGACUCCAGCUCUCCGUGCCAUUGGGAAUGUGGUCACAGGCACAGACCAGCAGACCCAGGAAGCCAUCAGUGCUGGUGCCCUGACUGUCCUGCCCCGGCUGCUGAGGCACACCAAGCCAGUGAUCCAGAAGGAAGCAGCAUGGACCCUCAGCAACAUUGCAGCAGGGCCUUCCCACCAGAUCCAACAGAUCAUCAACUGUGGGCUAUUGCCACCUUUGGUGGAACUGCUUGACAAGGGUGAUUUCAAGGCUCAGAAGGAGGCUGUGUGGGUAGUGGCCAACUUCACAACUGGAGCAACGGUGGAUCAGGUGGUGGAGCUCGUCCGUUCCGGGGUCCUCAAGCCUCUGCUCAACCUGCUUUUGGUCAAAGACAGCAAAACCAUCCUGAUCAUCCUGGACACCCUUUCAAAUCUCUUCCUGACAGCUGAGAAGUUGGGAGAGACAGAGAAGUUGUGUCUGCUGGUGGAAGAACUUGAUGGUCUGGAGAAAAUUGAAGACUUGCAAAACCAUGAGAAUUCCAUGGUCUACAGAGCUGCCCUGGACAUUAUAGAGAAAUACUUUUCUGGUGAGGAGAGUAUAAACCUGGAGCCCCAGACUGGCCAAGAUGGGCUGUACAAUUUCUCAGUGGAGAAACAUGACUUCGACUUCUGAAGAUGAAGCAUGACACAGCUCUAAACUGGUGGGUGGAGGCACUUUGGAAGAGCUCAGACAUCCAAAUCAUCAGGAGCAGAGAUGUUGAGCCUUUUUACUUCUGAAACUUGUCAAUAAAAUGCACUUUUGGCUUUGUU
Taeniopygia guttata (zebra finch) is the source of this 5939-nucleotide messenger RNA. The record is from RefSeq and is a predicted model, not a curated record. NCBI's taxonomy places the organism in Eukaryota, Metazoa, Chordata, Aves, Passeriformes, Estrildidae.